This is a messenger RNA of Austrofundulus limnaeus, 1256 nucleotides long. Its product is annotated as tubulin beta-4B chain. The record is from RefSeq and is a predicted model, not a curated record. Gene Ontology annotation, cellular component: microtubule. Gene Ontology annotation, biological process: microtubule-based process. Gene Ontology annotation, molecular function: structural constituent of cytoskeleton; GTP binding; GTPase activity. NCBI's taxonomy places the organism in Eukaryota, Metazoa, Chordata, Actinopteri, Cyprinodontiformes, Rivulidae.
GGUGAUAAGCCACGAACACGGCAUCGACCCAACCGGGACCUACCAUGGGGACAGCGACCUGCAGCUGGAGCGGAUCAACGUGUAUUACAACAAUCUCUCAGGCGGCAAGUAUGUUCCUCGUGCAGUUCUGGUGGACCUGGAGCCUGGCACUAUGGACUCUGUGAGGUCUGGUCCUUUCGGUCAGGUGUUCAGACCUGACAACUUUGUCUUUGGCCAGAGUGGAGCUGGUAAUAACUGGGCUAAAGGCCACUACACUGAGGGAGCUGAGCUGGUGGACUCUGUUCUGGAUGUGGUGAGAAAAGAGGCCGAGAGCUGCGACUGCCUCCAGGGCUUCCAGCUCACGCACUCUCUGGGAGGAGGCACAGGUUCUGGCAUGGGUACGCUCCUCAUCAGKAAGAUCCGAGAGGAGUACCCGGAUCGCAUCAUGAGCACUUUCAGUGUUGUGCGCUCACCUAAGGUGUCAGACACGGUGGUGGAGCCCUACAACGCCACGCUCUCUGUCCACCAGCUGGUGGAGAACACAGAUGAGACCUUCUGCAUCGACAACGAGGCCCUGUAUGACAUCUGCUUCCGUACUCUGAAACUCACCACACCCACCUACGGUGACCUCAACCACCUGGUCUCAGCCACCAUGAGCGGGGUGACCACCUGCCUGCGCUUCCCUGGCCAGCUGAACGCCGAUCUGAGGAAACUGGCUGUCAACAUGGUGCCCUUCCCCAGGCUGCACUUCUUCAUGCCAGGCUUUGCCCCCCUGACCAGCCGGGGCAGUCAGCAGUACCGGGCUCUGACGGUUCCUGAGCUCACCAUGCAGAUGUUCGAUGCCAAGAACAUGAUGGCAGCGUGUGACCCGCGCCACGGGCGCUACCUCACAGUCGCCGCCAUCUUCAGAGGACGCAUGUCCAUGAAGGAAGUGGACGAGCAGAUGCUGAACGUGCAGAACAAGAACAGCAGCUACUUCGUGGAGUGGAUCCCCAACAACGUCAAGACGGCCAUUCAGGAGCUGUUCAGGCGCAUCUCAGAGCAGUUCACCGCCAUGUUCCGUCGCAAAGCCUUCCUCCACUGGUACACUGGUGAAGGUAUGGAUGAGAUGGAGUUCACCGAGGCUGAGAGCAACAUGAACGACCUGGUGUCAGAGUAUCAGCAGUACCAGGACGCCACCGCUGAGGAAGAGGGAGAGUUUGAGGAGGAAGGUGAAGAGGACGUGGCCUAAACACCCACAGUGAUUUAUUUCAGGCUUUAAACCUGAUCAGCAAUAA